This is a messenger RNA of Mobula hypostoma (lesser devil ray), 1025 nucleotides long. Its product is annotated as parkin coregulated gene protein-like. Gene Ontology annotation, cellular component: vesicle; cytosol; neuron projection. Gene Ontology annotation, molecular function: Hsp70 protein binding; Hsp90 protein binding. The transcript has 5 exons. The record is from RefSeq and is a predicted model, not a curated record. NCBI's taxonomy places the organism in Eukaryota, Metazoa, Chordata, Chondrichthyes, Myliobatiformes, Myliobatidae. Bases 116 to 850 code for a protein of 244 amino acids.
UCGAGAGGACCGCUGGCUCUGGCUUUACUGUACCACCACAGGAGGAAAGUCGGAACAGCCGAAAUUUGUUUGAGUGCGGGUGUUUUCUUCCUGCUCUGUCGUCGCAAGAGAUAAAAUGCCAGGUGCCUACGCACUGGAAAAAAGCAGCCAAAAAUCUCUGUAUCAGAGACCCAAGAAGGACCAUAGAGUAACUGAAGGUUUCACAGUGAAAGCCAUGAUGAAAAAUUCCAUUGUGGUCGGACCUUCAUCUGCAGGAUCUUUCCGAGAAAGACCCAGUGGACCCACAGCAUUUCGGAAGUGUUAUAAACGAGGUGAUUUCCCAAUUGCCCUAGAACAUGGUUCACAGGGAAAUCGAAUAGCCUGGAAGGUGGAGAUUGAGAAAUUAGAUUACCACUAUUAUCUACCUCUUUUCUUUGAUGGUCUCUGUGAUACCAUGCACCCAUAUGACUUCUUUGCACGCCAGGGGAUACAUGACAUGCUGGAACAUGGAGGCAUGAAGAUUCUUCCUGUUAUUCCUCAACUUAUCAUCCCAAUAAAAAAUGCGCUUAACACUCGGAAUAAGCAAAUCAUUUGCAUCACGCUGAAAGUCCUCCAGCACCUGGUUGUAUCAGCUGACAUGGUGGGCGAGGCGUUAGUGCCUUAUUAUCGACAAAUACUCCCCAUCUUCAACAUUUUCAAGAAUGUGAAUGUCAAUUCAGGAGAUGGAAUAGACUACAGCCAGCAGAAAAGAGAAAAUAUUGGAGAUCUAAUUCAGGAGACUCUGGAGAUCUUUGAGCUGUAUGGAGGAGAAGAUGCCUUCAUUAACAUCAAGUACAUGAUUCCAACGUAUGAGUCAUGCAUUUAUAAUUGAACUAAAUAAACCAGUUGAAGAAGUAUGCUGCAUUAAUUUAUGUAACUGGGAAUUUUGUAAAUGCAAAUGCAUCAAUUACACCAUAAAAUUAACUAUAAUUGUGUUCUUGUUUUCUUGAUUAUUCUUUAAUACAUCCCCCUCUGCAUUGCAUGUAUGAAUUUAAACUGCCACUGGA